Pogoniulus pusillus (Red-fronted tinkerbird) is the source of this 4961-nucleotide messenger RNA. RefSeq names its product Ras association domain family member 5 (gene RASSF5). NCBI's taxonomy places the organism in Eukaryota, Metazoa, Chordata, Aves, Piciformes, Lybiidae. Gene Ontology annotation, biological process: signal transduction. Gene Ontology annotation, cellular component: nucleus. The record is from RefSeq and is a predicted model, not a curated record. The coding region runs from base 37 to 1164 and encodes 375 amino acids. The transcript is spliced from 6 exons.
CUGCGCUGCCCCACGCCCGCUCGGAGCUGCGAGCCCAUGGCGUGGCCGGUCCUGUGCCCCCGUCCGCUGCCGCCCUCCGCUCCCGCUUCCAUGCACCGGUGGCCGUCCGGCACUGCUGCCUCCCCCCUCCCCGAGCCCAUGUGCGGCCGCUCCGGCGGGGCUAGAGCGACGGCAGCGGUUCGGCGGCGGCUUCGGCGACGCGGCGGAGCCCAGCGGCUGCUGCCCGACGUGAGGAGCAUCUUCGGGGUCCCGCGGGAAGCGGCGGAACCCGGCCGAGGGCACAGCUUCGCCUUCCGACCCCCGCGGCGCGGCUGGUGCGACCUGUGCGGAGAGGCGGUGCGGGAGCGAGCGCUGCGCUGCGACUACUGCAGGUACACCUGCCACCAGGAGUGCCGUGGCCUCAUCCAGCUGGAUUGUCGCCAUCCAGGCCAGUGCCAGAGCCAGCUCUCGCCCGAGGGCACCCUCCUGCCACCCUGCAGCCAGAAUGUAAGGCAAAAGGUAGAAGAAGAAAAACCUGAGCCUCCAACCCUCCAGGAGAUCAAAGAGAGGAUUGACAAAUACAACACAAAAGUGACCAACUGCCUGCUGAUGAAGCUGAACGAGGAUGGGACCUACACAGGCUUCAUUAAGGUGCAUCUGAAGCUGCGCCGCCCUGUGACGGUGCCGGCAGGGAUCCGCCCGCAGUCCAUCUACGAUGCCCUCAAGGAGGUGAACCUGGCUGACAUGACAGACAAGAGAACCUCUUUCUACUUGCCCCUGGAUGCCAUCAAGCAGCUCCACAUCAGCAGCACGACCACGGUGAGCGAGGUGAUCCAGGGGCUGCUGAAGAAGUUCAUGGUGGUAGAUAACCCCCAGAAGUUUGCACUGUUCAAGGAGAUGCGGAAGGAUGGGCAAGUGCUCUUCCAGAAGCUUCCUCUCACCGAGUACCCUCUGUACCUGCGCCUGCUGGCUGGCCCCGACACCGACGUGCUCAGCUUCGUGCUGAAGGAAAAUGAAACAGGGGAAGUUGAGUGGGAUGCAUUCUCCAUCCCUGAGCUACAGAACUUCCUGAUGAUUCUGGACAAAGAAGAAAAGGACAAAAUCCAGCAGGUGCAAAAGAAGUAUGAGAAGUUUAAACAGAGACUGCAACAGACCUUGAAAGAAGCUGGAGGCAAGCCUGGAUAACCUCUGGGAGGCCCUGGGCAGCAGACUAAGCUAGAGACUGGUUUUAAACUGAAAAGACACUUCUCAGGACAACUCACAGAAGUCACUCUCCCUCUUCAUCCUCCCAUUAAGGACUGGCUCACAGCACCCAGGCUGCAUUCUCCUCUUCUUCUGAAACCUCUUAAGCCAGGCCAGGAGCCAGCCCAAGAACAGGAGGCCUGGAUCAAACCAUGCCUGCCAACAAACCCAAGGCAGCUGCUGGGUCACUGCUCCACUCCACCACCAGAUGGGGAAGCUUGGUGGAAAAUGCUUGGUGUGAGAGCCCCCAGGGACAUCUCCUGGGCAGGGUGCCACUUGCUGCUCACAGCCCUCCCAGCAGCUUGCUUUGCCCUUGUUUUGAGGUGCUGGGAGUCUUCUUGCUUCUUGUUUCUUAAGUAGAGCACAGGAAGCCACAGACCAAAUAGAGGAGGUGGUUGCAGCAAGCCAUGUGGGUGUUGCAGCUGGCCCUGUGUUGUUCAGGGCUUAGGUAAGGCAGGGAAAUGUCAAGUGAUGGCAGCAAGGCAGCUGCAACACCCAAAGCAGUCUUAGUUAAGUGUCACUGAGAUGUGGCAGGAGUCAUUCCAGGAGAAGUCAUCCGGUUUUGGUUGUGUUUGACUGCCAAGUUUUGCAAACAGAAGUGACCUAAGCCAGCCCCAGCCCUGGUGCUGAGCUUGGUCAGCCAGGGUCUGGCCAGGGGGUUUCACUCUGUAGGGAUUGGGACUUUGUGUGUUAAAGAGAUUCUGGUUGAAAAGACUGAAGCUGCUGGUGGGACCCCAGGCUGCUGGUGGCACCCCAGGCUGCUGGUGGGACCCCAGGCUGCUGGUUCCAUAGUGAGUGUUUAGCAAUAGCUACCCACCAGGCUAACCCAGGGACUACUCAACAGCCCUUUCACAAAUCAGACUGAUGUUUAGCUCUGGACAGAUCUGGCACUGAGGGAGAAGAGCUCCAGUCAGGGCCAGGCUGUGGAGGUAGCACCAAGAGCACAGGUUGCCUGUGUGGGGGAAGCCUUAGGGGCAGGAUGAGUAAGGGAACCAUUAGCCCCAGGUGCUUUUAGGUGCCACUUCUGCUGCUGUGCUCCCUCUCCCCUCCCUGUGCCACUCUGUGUUCUGCUGCCCUCCCUCCUCUCAAUGGGUGCUCUGCCUGGCAUGCCCAAGGAGGUUACCAGGUUUUGCUCUCUGUGUGGAGCUAGGAGAGGACAGCAGGUCUCUGCCUCUCCCCCUCUCUCAGGGCUCCAACCAUCUCCAGUGCACACUGUGCAGCCUUCAGGAAAAUCCUCCAGCUGGAGCAUCAGUUACUGCCCUAACUCCCACCAGAGCCCCUGGCCUUGCUGCUGCCCCAUGCCACUGCUCCAGGGGUGCCAUGCUGAGAGAGAGUGGUCCCCAGGCUUCCUCUGAGUGCUUUGUACCGAGCACACUGCACACAGCCAGGCUCAGUCUUCCCUCUGUUUACACAGGACACCCCAAAAAGCCUAAGGAGAAACCAGAACCUUGACAGGAGCAGGUGGAAGGGUUUCAUGUUAGCUUGAUGGAGAAGUGUGGCCCUUUGGGGGGGCUUGCUGGAAGCUGCUGUGAUCCCCCCCCCGUGUUAACAGGGAAGGGAGGCAGCAGGCUGCUGGGGAACAGCUACCACAGAGACAAAGGAGAAGAAUCUCACAUUUACCUCAGUGCCUUUUUAAGUUGUUCUUUGCCUCAAGUGUGGAAAGUUUUGCAUUGGGGCUACUGAGGAUGCUGGAAGGGGAUUUAGUCAAGAGGUCUCCUCAGUCCUGUCCCCCUAACUGAGUGCUGCUGUGCUGACAGGAUGCUUCUGUCUGUAGAGGGACAAGGAAAUGUUCUGUUCCUUUCCUGAAGGUGACUGCUUGGGAAGGGGUUUGGUCAAGAGGUCUCAGUCCUGUCCCCCUAACUGAGUGCUGCUGUGCUGAGAGGAUGCUUCUGUGUGUAGAGGGACAAGGAAAUGUUCUGUUCCUUUCCUGAAGGUGACUGCUUGGGAAGGGGUUUGGUCAAGAGACCUCCUCAGUCCUGUCCCCCUGGGUGCUGUUGUGGUGAGAGGAUGCUUCUGUGUGUAGAGGGACAAGGAAAUGUUCUGUUCCUUUCCUGAAAGUGGCUGCUUGGGGCUUGAUUUCUCUUUUCUUUCCUCCAGAUGUGUGCUUGGGAGUGUGUUUGUUGCUGCUGGUCAGAGAGGAACUGCAGCACUCAAAGCCCCUGGGUUUGUGUCGGUGCCACUUUACUGCAGGCUUCAUCCCAGCUCCUGCUUUACUCAGCAGUGUAAAAGGGUUUGCUAAGGGGAGGGUCUGGCCUCUGGCACCCGGGGCAGGAAGGGGCUCCCUCCUGUACUGUACUUUACACCCAGAUGACCUUUACCAAGGUGGCAGCAGCCCAAGCAGAGCAGCAGUUUCCACGCUCUGGGGCUGUCUGUCCAGUUCCAAGCCUGCUAAUUACUUCACCAGGCACUUGGGAAGUGAUUUCAAUCGCACUGCUCCUGUGCUAUAAAUAACUUCUGCUCACUGGAGAGGAAGAGCACUGCAAAAAAAAAACCUCCACCAACUGCCAUGGGUUCUGAGGAGAGCCAGAGGCUUGCUUGGGAUCCCUCUGUCUUUCUGCAGAAAAGCUGUAAAGAGCUUUUCUCUUUGCCCCAAUCUCUCUCUCCUCUGUGCCCUCCUCUCUUUCCCACUCCUUUGCCCCCCUCUCUCCCCCUUUGUCCCACUCUCUCUCUCUCUGUCCCCUCUCUUUGCCUCUCUCUCCCCUCUUUGCCCCACUCUCUGUCCCCUCUCUUUGCCCUUCUCUCUCUCCCUCUCUCCCCCCUUUUUGCCCUCCUCUCCCCCCUCUUUGCCCUUCUCUCUCUCCCUCUCUCUCCCCUCUUUUUGCCCUCCUUUCCCCCUCUUUGCCCUUCUCUCUCUCCCUCUCUCUCCCUUUUUGCCCUCCUCUCCCCCCUCUUUGCCCUUCUCUCUCCCUCUCUCUCCCCCCCUUUUUGCCCUCCUUUCCCCCCGCUCUGCCCCACUCUCUCUCUCUCCCCCCCUUUGCCCCACUCUCUCUCUCCCUGUCCUCUCUCUUUGCCCCUCUCUCCCUCUCCCCUCUCUCCCUCUCCCCCCCUUUACCCCCCUCUCUCCCCUUUUUGCCCCACUCUCUCUCUCUGUCCCCCCUUUGCCCCUCUCUCCCCCCCCGUCACCCCCCUCUUUGCCCCACACUCUCUCUCCUUUUUUCUUCUUCCUUGCUGUUCUUUUUUACUGAUCCUGGUGACUGUCUCCUCCUCCUCCUCCUUCCCCAGCCCCCAGCAUGUCUUUAGCUUUAUGCAAUUACCACGAUGCUGCUGAAAACCUCCCACCAAAGGGCAGGACUGUUCCUUUUGCUGGGGGGGGGAGUCUGUUUUGUUUUCCAGGUAAGGGGCAUUUGAAGAACUCACUAAAUCCUAGAGCUCAAAAGGAUUUGCCCCUUCCUUAAGUGGCAGUGCCUUUGGUUUGUGUGCUGUUGUCUUUGCCCUAGUUGCUGUGAGUUUCUUUCUUUCCAGGUCUGGUGUAAGCCAUGUAAAAUAUGAUGUGUAUGGACUGGGACAGCAAAGCUUCUAUGGCAAAGUGAGAUGCAUUUUUUGGUUUGCAAUGCUGUAAUUUAUUUUUACUACUCCUUAGUGAUUCGUUUUGGGAGGGAGGGGGGGAAAAAAAAAAGGUCUCAUUUCCAGCUUGUUGGUUUGGGGUUUUUUUCUUCUCCCCCUUCCCCCCCCCAAGGUUCUGAAGCUCCUCGUUCAGAUGCAGGCAGUGUAAAAGAGGAAUAAAAUAGUCAGGAAUUCAA